Molecule: messenger RNA, 807 nt
Organism: Macrosteles quadrilineatus (aster leafhopper)
Lineage: Eukaryota; Metazoa; Arthropoda; Insecta; Hemiptera; Cicadellidae
Exons: 4
Coding region: 3-569 (188 amino acids)
Source: RefSeq, a predicted model, not a curated record
AUAUGUUAUUUACAGUUUGUUCAUUAUUUUUUUUAGUUAUUCUUAAAACAUCGACAUGUCAGAAGAGCCAAAAACAAUCUGGAAACUACGAUGUUCAGAUAACGUAUAUAGGUUCAUGUGGUCAAAAUGGAAACUAUUCAGAACAGAUGGGAUUCGUCCAGACAAGAAUGUCAAAGACUAACAGAACCUAUGCCUGUUUGAGUGGAAUUUUUGCACUUCCCUAUGGACUCAGUGAUGACAUGCAAGAAACUUGGGAGUUGUUCGUCAAAGGAAGCACAGGAGGUUGGAAAAGAUUCAUUACCUUCAAUAACAAAAAGGCUUGCUCUGAUAAAAGAAGAUUGUAUCCGAAAUGGUUUAAAAUGCUAAACAUUAAAGAUGUACCAUGUCCUAUUCCUCGUGGUAACUACACGGUUGACUGUGACAGAGCAGCAGGAUGGAAGUUUUCCCAAGCCAAAACACUAACAUAUGGAGAGUAUAAAGCUAUAGUCAAUUUUUACCACAACAAAGAAAACAUUGGAUGCACUGACUUUCGUGCAAAUAUCGUCCCUAUGGCAGAUGAAAUUCAAUGAAUUUUCUCCACGUUCUAAUACAUAAGGUCUUCGUACGUAAUAAAUUAAUACCCCUCAGCAAACCUGCAGACUAAGCGAAUUUCCAUUUACCUGACUGGAUUUCUUCUAAAAUAUUCCCUAAAUAUUGUCAGAUUUAUUUCCUAUUUAAAAACAUUAGUUUUAGUGAGUACUUAGGUUUGCUGCCACAGGGAAGAUAUUGAGGUGUGUUUUUUAUUGCAAUAUUGAAAGCUUAGUAUGA